This is a messenger RNA of Giardia duodenalis, 1656 nucleotides long. RefSeq names its product Aspartyl-tRNA synthetase. Gene Ontology annotation, biological process: aspartyl-tRNA aminoacylation. The record is from RefSeq and is a predicted model, not a curated record. NCBI's taxonomy places the organism in Eukaryota, Fornicata, Diplomonadida, Hexamitidae. The transcript has a single exon. Gene Ontology annotation, molecular function: RNA binding; aspartate-tRNA ligase activity; ATP binding. Gene Ontology annotation, cellular component: aminoacyl-tRNA synthetase multienzyme complex; cytoplasm; cytosol. Bases 1 to 1656 code for a protein of 551 amino acids.
AUGGCCGACCCAGCACCCCAACAGCCCGCUGAACUGUCCAAGAAGGCUCUGAAAAAGGCUGCAAAAGAGGCAGAAAAGCAAGCGAAGAGGGCAGAGAAUAAAAGCAAGCAGGCUGGAGUGGACUUUGCAGAGGCGUAUAUUCCUCCGGUUCUCACAACCGCUCAAUUUAGACGCUUGCGGUUUGGAGACGCUCCUCUUCACAUGUCACAACCGGAACUAUCAUCAUUCCGCAAGCUGACUGAUAUAGACAGGCCUCUUACCCAUCUUGUUGGCCAUAAGGUUUGGGUCCGUGCACGGAUUCAUACGGUCCGCGCUACUGGAAAGAGCGCGUUCCUAAUGCUCCGCGGAAAGAUGGCGAUUCUUCAGGCAUGCUGUUUCGUCCCGGGAAAGUCGGAGGGUUCGGCUGAGAAAGUAGACGAGUACAGAGCAAUGAUCAAAUACAUCAACUCUUUGCCCCCUGAAUCUGUUGUGGAAGUCUGUGGAGCUCUCUCCUCUGUGGAUGCACCAAUUAAAACGGCCAGUGCAGAGCAUAGGGACUACGAGCUUCAACUUGAAAAGAUAUACGCUAUAUCGCGGGCAGCAAGCCAAAUGCCUCUACAGGUGGAUGACGCUAUGCGUCCAGACUCUGUCUAUCAAGCACCAGACAGUCAAUAUGUGCGCCCGGGCAAGGACACCAAGCAAGACUAUAGAGUCAUUGAUCUCCGCACCCCGACCAAUCAAGCCAUAAUGCGCGUGAGGAGCGCAAUUGCGCACGAAUUCCGAUCCUUCCUGGAUAAGGCUGGCUUCAUUGAAAUCAAUACCCCCAAGAUAGUUGCCGGAACGUCAGAAGGCGGAGCAGCCGUUUUUAACGUUAAUUAUUUCAACACUAAGGCAUGCUUGGCCCAGUCGCCGCAGCUCUACAAGCAGAUGUGCAUCUCGAGUGGUUUUGGUCGUGUGUAUGAAGUUGGGCCUGUCUUUAGAGCUGAACAUUCUCACACCCACCGUCACCUUUGUGAGUUCAUCGGUCUUGAUUUAGAAAUGGAGAUAUACGAGUCGUACACGGAGAUCCUUGUCCUGUUAGGGGAUCUUAUGAAGCACAUAUUCAAAGCGGUAGAGGCGAGGUGUUCAAAGGAGAUGUCCAUUGUCCGCACACAAUACGACCUGACAGCUCCUGAGCCUCUUGUCUGGGCAGAUGAGACUGUAAUUGUCACUUUCUGCGAUGGGAUCAAGAUGCUCCAAGAGGCGGGAUAUGAAGCCUCUCCAUUGGAUGAUCUAAGCACUGAAAAUGAGCGGGCACUAGGAAAACUCAUCAAGGAGAAGUAUAACACAGAUUUCUAUAUUCUUGACAAGUUCCCUCUGAAUGCCAGGCCAUUCUACACCAUGCCCGAUCCCCACGACGGCAGGUACUCUAAUAGUUAUGACAUGUUCAUUCGUGGCGAAGAGAUAUGCUCAGGGGCCCAGCGUGUUCACGAUCCGGAGCUCUUGGAGAAGCAGUGCAGAGAGCGCAACGUGGAUCCAGAGUCUCUGAGGUCAUACAUAGACGCUUUCAGAUACGGAUGUGCACCACAUGGCGGGGCAGGACUUGGUCUGGAAAGGAUCGUUAUGCUGAUGCUUGGAAUUGAAAACUGCCGUCAGACGUGUCUAUUCCCAAGGACCCAGGAGAGGCUGACUCCGUGA